Molecule: messenger RNA, 1878 nt
Organism: Cadophora gregata
Lineage: Eukaryota; Fungi; Ascomycota; Leotiomycetes; Helotiales; Ploettnerulaceae
Exons: 4
Coding region: 299-1141 (280 amino acids)
Source: RefSeq, a predicted model, not a curated record
CCUACCUACCUACCUACCUACCUACCUACCUACAUUACUUCAAGUACAUAGCCAUAGUGAAUAAAAGCAAAACUAGCAAAUCUCUUGCACCUGUCCAAGUCUGCUCCGCUCUCUACUCGAGUCAUCGCUUGCUCUCGCACACUCUGACUCUAGGCAUUUCCUAUACUUCAGACGGCCUCAUUCUCUGUUCCUAUUGUGGAACUACUCAGACAGACUGGCUCUUUGCAAAGCAACUCUUGCACACCUCGAAUUUACUUGUAGCAAGCCUUUUACCCCUGAUACGGAAGACAUCUCCAUCAUGGCCAACCAAGAAGACCUAGCAGCGCUCUUCCAGCGAAACCUCUCCCUCCAACCCAUCCCCCAACCCACAUAUGCUUCCCCUCAACAAGAGGAGCCUAAGCAAGUCGACGAACCCUACGUCUAUUCCAUUUCCCAACACUAUCACCACUCCUCUCACAUUGUUGUCCAACAACCUUCUAGACCAGCCUCGGAACCCCCACAGACCGAUCAGCUCACAACUGAGAUUAUUCUAAGCAGACAUGGCGUUGAUGUUGCAACCCUCUUCCCCACCCAAAUCGAUCUCUUUAAGACAGCAGAUGCCUCUCAGCAAAUGCGGCUCAUUGAGCUGUGGCGGAUUUGCCCACCCAACUACGGCGGACAUGCUCUAGCACAAGAUCUUGGGACAUGGCCAGCGACAUCUUUCCAACAAGAAGAAGCCAUGGCGAAGUUGAGGUACGAAAGACAAAUGUUGGAGGAACGCAUGGCGAGAUCAGGCGGUGAUACACAAAGCAUGGAUAGUGCUGAAGAUACCAUGAGCGACGCUAGCACCACUGCCCCUCUCACACCAAUUCAGGGCGGUGACGGUCGAUGGCACACUGCUGAUGGCGUCGAGCCAUACAUGCAAUCAGGCUAUGAGGCUCUUGCCCAACUUGGAGGUUAUAAGCAUGCUACCGAUCCCGUAUACAACAACAUAUCCGAGAUUCACACCUACCCGAAUGUCGGAGGAGACUGGUCAGCGCUUCUUGAGCAACGACAACAAGCAAUGGAGAACCAGUAUGGCGCCUACGACCAACAUUUCCACCACAAUCAUGGCGGAGUUACGGUAGCACAGUACCAAGGCGAGGACGAGGAGAUGCUGUAGAUAAAUACCCACAUACUACAUAGUUAGACAGAUUGUUUUUAGAGAUAGCUUUUCAUUUGUUGGUAUCCACAACAUGAAGGGAGGAUGGCAUGGCAUAUUUUGUUUCAUUUCCUGGCGCGAGAGGGUUCUGUUUGCUACUCUUCUAGCAUUGGCAUUGACUCACGAUCUCAGGACGUGACAGGUAUUGACGGAUUUGUUUUCUGCAUUCUUUAGAGGUUUGGGGAUUUGGCGCCACAGAGUGCUUUACUACUUGAAGGAACGGAUGGUUGGGGCUCUUAGGCAUCUACUCUCCCUUUCUUCUCCUGUCUUUGUCUUCUAUCUUCUGAUCAGCUGGCACGGGAUGUCCAGCAGCAUGUACAUUUCUCUCCGGAUUGUGAGGUACGUACUCAUCGGCCCCCACAUCCUCCCCAGCAUAUCCCACAUCCCUUCGGUUCGGACAGCAGGUCAAAGUGGUGGACAUUGGAAUCGUAUGUAUCACCUGUCCCCUCCCCAUUCCCACCCCUCCACCCCCAGAGAAGAAAGCGGUCUCACUACUCACUUGAAAGCAACCUGGAUGGACCGCUACAGCACCAGCUUCUGGAACCUCUGGCCUGGAUAUCUCGAUUCUGGAUGAUUCCACUGGAUACUGGACACUGGACCUCAUUCCCCUCUUCCUCUCCCUACCUUUCUGUGUUUGUUUGCUGUAACCUACUAGUCUCAACCUCGUUAAUUGUGAAAUCAAUAAUAAUAUCUUUGCA